UUUCGUAAUGGCGGCUUCCUAGCCAGAGCGAGAACGUGCUUUUCCAUUCCACUUUCUUGUCAAAAAAUGGCGAGCGACCAGGUAAAGAUCCUGAAGGAAAAAGCCAAAGAAGCGAUCGAUAUCUAUUCUCCUGAAUUAUAUGAAUUGAACAAAAUUGUUUGGGAAAACCCAGAGCUUGGUUUUCAGGAGAGAUCAGCUCACGAUCAGCUGACAGAAUUCUUGGCGAAUCAAGGCUUCGAUGUAACUCCUCACUACACUUUGGAUACGGCUUUUCGGGCGGAAUGCGGAGAGGAUGGAGGUCUUACAAUUGGACUGAUUAGCGAAUAUGAUGCUUUACCGGAAGUAGGACACGCUUGUGGACAUAAUCUGAUCGCUGAAUCGGGAGUAGCGGCGGCUUUAGGUCUCAAGAUUGCUUUGAAUGCCAUUAAUCAGAGACCCAAAGUCAAAAUAGUUCUCCUUGGAACUCCUGCCGAGGAAGCAAAAGGUGGCAAGAUUUUAAUGAUCAAGAAUGGUUGCUUCAAAGAUCUUGACUUUUGUAUGAUGGUUCACCCUAGUCCAGUGGAUGUUCUCAAACCAGUGAUUUUAGCUCGUGAAAGUGCUACAAUUACCUACAAAGGUCACGCUGCUCAUGCUGCUGCAUUCCCUUGGGAAGGAAUUAAUGCCCUUGAUGCAGCAGUCAUGGCUUACACAAGCAUAAGUGCACUAAGACAGCAGAUGAAACCCACAUGGCGUGUCCACCUUAUUAUUUCUGAGGGGGGUGUUAAGCCAAACAUCAUUCCUGACCGAGCUCAGCUCCGAUGUUCUGUUCGAACUAUGAAUGACAGUGACCUUGAAGUGUUAAAAGAAAAGGUGAAGAAUUGUUUUGAAGCAGCCGCAUCAGCCACAGGCUGCAAAGUUUCCAUGGAGUGGGAAACAGCCACUAAAUAUUCACAUCUGGAAACCAACAACACCCUUGCUGAACUGUACCAAGCCAAUGCUGAGUCCUUAGGAGUAUCAUUUCCACCUGAGGCAAAGUUCUCAGCAUCCACUGAUAUGGGAAAUGUUUCACAUGUAGUUCCUUCUAUCCAUCCCAUGUAUUCUAUUGGCACAACUGCACCCAAUCAUUCUCAUGCAUUCACAACAGCAGCAGCAACAGAGGAAGCUCAUGAGAAAACUUUGAUUGCCAGCAAGGCAAUGGCCAUGACAGCUAUUGAUGUAUUGUGUAAACAAGAUUUCAUGGGUAAAGUGAGGAUUGACUUUAAACAACCAAAUGAGGGUGAAAAUUAACUGUCAUAGAUGGAAAAGUGGAUAUAAGUCAGUAAAGGUCAUUAGAGACAGUCUGUGCAAAAUUACUUUUCAGUAGAUAUAUUCUAGGGUAAAUAAUUGACUGUGAGUUCAGUGUGUAAUUGACAAAUUGUUGAUUGAUGCAACAUGUAUAUAAAACUAUGGUUUGAUGAAACUUUCAAAUACACACUGAAUUUUGAUGUGACUGAUGUGCUUAAUGUGGUUUGAUAAGGAAAGAGUAAAUAAUAACAGAUAUGGGCAAAAAGUGACAAUAGAAAUAAUUAAAGCAAAGAGAAAGUUUUCAAAUAUUUCUAUGUGGUGAUGAUAGAAAAUUUUGGACUUGAGUGGAGUUGACCUUUGCUGUAUUUAAAAGAGUGAUAUAUGUGCUAGAAUUUGAUGCAGAGUAAAUUUGUUAGAUGUGGGUGAAAAGGAAUAUUUUUCAAUCAAGUUCACAGUAACACAUGAAUGUGCUCUCACACCUUUGACAUCCACAAAGUGUACACAGUAUUUCAGUACUGAAACAGCAGGUGCACAUACAACAGGCAACACAUAUAAGGUCAAGGUUGGCAGGAAUUAACUGUUUGAGGGAAAGCCAUGGUGAGGGAAAAGUUUCAAGUUGCCAAGAUCACAUCAGCCAUUUCAUCAUUUUUCAUGUCAGAAUCCAAAAACUGGCUUUGUGUUUUCUGCUGCUUACAAAGAAUAGAAUUAAGAUUCACAGGAUAUAAUUUUUUGAAGUAUUUUUCUUAAAACGUGCUGUGAAAUCUCAUCCUCUCAGUGAGACUUGUAUUUAAAAGCCUUACGAAAGCAGUUUUAAAUGUACCUCAUCACUAGUGCUAAUAUUUAAGGUGCUUUAAAAUACAAAGAUAACUGUAGAGUUGUCAUUUAAGACUCAGA
Molecule: messenger RNA, 2157 nt
Organism: Pocillopora damicornis (cauliflower coral)
Lineage: Eukaryota; Metazoa; Cnidaria; Anthozoa; Scleractinia; Pocilloporidae
Product: xaa-Arg dipeptidase
Molecular function (GO): dipeptidase activity
Source: RefSeq, a predicted model, not a curated record